GGAACACGCCGCCAAAACAGCAAACUCUGCGCCCGGCACCUCAACGACACUCCAUCCAGAGAUCAAGAUUGAGCCAUCAAAAUAUCGACAAUAACGCCAGUUUUACAUCAAAAAACUCGGCAAAACGGUGUUACAUGGCACCCUGAAUGAGAGGAGAAUUUUUUCCAUCGGGGUUUCCCCAGGCUUUCUGCCAAAUUUACAUCCCCAGCAGCCAUGGCGACCCGCAAAGUUCGGUACAAGAAACUGAACUCGAAAACACCGCUAUCAGUGCUCAGAGAGGACCAGAUAGAUGCAACUGAGUAUGAAUCACUCACAAAUGAAGCCCAAAUCGCCACCGGAGUCGAGCACGCUGAGGAAAAUGAAUACCAUCUCCAAGUAGUGCUGCAGAGCACGGGAGUCGCGGCAGACAAGGAGAUCCCUGUGCCGCCUCCCCAGGAGAGCUCGCUCAACUAUGACGAGCUCUAUGCUCGUCCAUUCUCCAAGACAUCCACCUACAUUCGCUUCUCUCAGACCGUCGAGGAAUCCAUUGCAUGCAUGUAUGAUAUGACCGAGGAAGAUGAAGUAUUCCUCAAGUCGUAUAACCAGAAGCGGACUCCGUCCGCCCAGCUCUCCGAGGAUGACUUCGAGAAGAUCAUGGAGGUGUUCGAGGACACGUCCGAGUUCAAGGCUCCUUACGCCGCCAUAGACCAGACCAUAGUUCCCUACGAUGACAUGCUUCAGGGCCUCCAGGAGCUGGAUAAGGCCAAGGUCAUGCCUCACGCCAAGGAGAUCUAUGAAUACUGGAAAUCACGGCGCCAAGCGUCGGGCAACCAACCGCUCCAUCCGAUGCUCAAAUUCGAGAGGCACCAAGAGAGUGAUGAUGCUGAUCCGUACGUCUGCUUCCGGCGUCGUGAAGUCCGUCAGACUCGCAAGACACGCGCCAGAGAUGUCCAGAGCGCGGAGAAACUGAAGCGUUUGCGGAAAGAGCUCGAGGAUGGUCGCCAGUUGGUCUUAGCCGCGCAGAACCGAGAGCUUCUGAAGGCAGAGAUGCUCAAGGCUGACCGUGCCAUCUUCGAGCUGCGAGCCCAGCUCAAGGAGCAUAAGAUUCGGUUGGGCAUCAAGACCGAUGAUGAAGACCUCAUCAACCAGAAGCCGCAGCGGAGGAAAGCCCCGGAGGUUCCUGCUGUGCAGCGGCCACCGCCUCCAUCGCAACUCCGCAUCACUGUCCGGCCAGAUGGGCGACCGGCCGAGGCUGACCUUUCGCACCUUGCCGAUCGAUUGGCCGAAAAGGAGAAUGAGCUCCGGGCAGACAUCGAAAAGAAGGUCAAGAGUCAUAACCAAUGGAACUGCAACCAUUUGGACCUCACACGAGGUCCGCUCUCGCCGGUCUACGGCCCUCGACGGGAUAUCAGUUUUAGGCCGGCUAAGACGCAGUACUUGAUGACGCCACCAGCUAGUGCAUCCUCGGCGUCCUUGGAAGAGCCAACGCCAAUGGAUGUCGAUAAGCCGCAGAAUCCCCAGCCCGUCUUCAACUUUAGGGGCGUAGCACAGGCUGAGCAAACGAGGGAAAACCCGCCGGCAUACCGGCGUCGGAUCGGCAGACUCGGUCGGUUAUGGAUCGAUCGUCGGGGGCUAGCCAGUCCGCCACGCGAUGUCAGUGCCGAGGUGCUGGAUCGGUGGAAAUAUGACCAGUCGUCGGACGACGAGGAGGAGCCACCAACAUACGAGGUCGAUCCCUUCGAUACCAACGCUCUGAGAUUCCGUGCUUCGAUCCCGCUCCCGCCGUGGAUGACGAACAGGGUCGCAGUCGCGAAUGCCCAUGCCCGAGCCCCACUAGUACAACCUCAACAACCACAACCACAACUACAACCUCAACCACAACAGCAACCACCGCAACCACAACCAACGUCGCAACCACAGCAGCCAACGGAAGGCUAAUGGCGCAUGAACAAAGGGAAUUCCUCUCGAUGGUCCAAGAGCUCCCCUAUGUGCCACAACACAUGAAAAUGGGACCAAACCAAAGAAGCGAGCGUGACCGUGAGUAAUGUAAAAGCGAGUGUUGGGCUGCGAUGGUUGUCAGAUAAAAAGUCGGUCGACCUCCUGAACUACGUUCGAUGGGGUUGGCUUGUUGCUCGUGGUUUCCAGGUAUGUUGUCCGCCGUCUCCGUGCGGUUGGGCUUCAGCAAGAAAGGUUCCUUGCUCUGUACACCCCCU
Chaetomium strumarium is the source of this 2192-nucleotide messenger RNA. Its product is annotated as enhancer of polycomb-like-domain-containing protein. Bases 214 to 1917 code for a protein of 567 amino acids. Gene Ontology annotation, biological process: regulation of transcription by RNA polymerase II. The record is from RefSeq and is a predicted model, not a curated record. NCBI's taxonomy places the organism in Eukaryota, Fungi, Ascomycota, Sordariomycetes, Sordariales, Chaetomiaceae. The transcript has 3 exons. Gene Ontology annotation, cellular component: piccolo histone acetyltransferase complex; NuA4 histone acetyltransferase complex.